CUGGGCCUGGCGGUAUCCUGCGGCCAUGGUGGAGGGUCCGGGCUGCGCGCUCUAUGGCGAGAAGUUACGGGCCCGGGUGCGGCGGGGCCAGGCGGUGCGGAGCGUGCGGGGCAGCGCUCUGGUAGCCGCGGCUGGAGCAGGUGGCGCGACUGCUGCAAGCAAGGAGGGAACCUCUGGUCAUGAUUUCCUCAUUGGACAUGUUUACAGGGGUGUGGAGACAUUGGGAAAGGAACUUUUUAUGUAUUUUGAUCAGAAAGCUUUGAGGAUUCACUUCGGUAUGAACGGUUCCAUGUGCAUUAAUCCCAGUGGAAGCAAAGGCAGAAACGCAGCACUACCAGUUUUGGAGAUACAGCUUACAGAAGAUACUGUUUGUUUUUUCGAGGUGACAGUAGAGUAUAGAAAUGCAGCUGAGAGUGAGCGGAAAGUGAGAAUGAUGGAAAGCUUAGAUGUCUGUUCUCCAAAAUUUAGUUUCCUAAGAGCAGAAAGUGAGAUUAAGCGGCACAAAACCCUCAUGUUGUGUGAUGUGUUACUGGAUCAAGCAGUAUUACCUGGAGUGGGAAAUAUAAUAAAAAAUGAAGCACUGUUUGACAGUGGUCUUCAUCCAGCUGUUAAGGUUUGCCAAUUGACAGAUGAGCAUAUACAUCAUUUGGUGAAAAUGACACGUGAUUUUACCCUGUUUUUUUAUAAGUGCCGCAAAACAGGGUCUCCACUCUACAAACACUACAAAGUAUACAAGCGCCCAGCCUGUGCUCAGUGCAAUGGUAAGAUCACUGUGUGUCGUUUAGGAGAGUAUAACAGGAUGACUUGCUUCUGCUCUGGAUGUCAAAACGCAGAUCCUCAGCUUGUCAAUCUAAGCAAAUUGCCAAAUAGAAAUAGCCUAAUUGGCUGGGCAUAUGGCAGAGGGUCAUGUUCUAAUGAAGAUGUAGCUUGGAAGUCUGAAGAGGAAUGGACGUGCAUGCACUGUACCCUAAUAAACAAGCCUUCUGCUGAAAUCUGUGAUGCCUGUUUGACUUCAAGGCCUGAAGUUCCAAAGACAGAGAAUAUUGAAGAUUCUGCAGCCUUUAACAUAAACUUAGUGAAGUACCCUUGUAAUGAAUUCAGAAAACCCAGCACAGAAAUAAAGAUCAAUAGGAAAGCAGCAUUUGGAACUACAACUCUUGUCUUAACAGAUCUUGGUAACAAAGAGGAUUUGAGAAAUGAUACCCAAAUAUCCGAUGGACACUCUCAGUGUGUUGCUACAAAAAGUAAUUGUAGACACACACAAAACAAUGUCUACCAGUCAUGGGGAAGCACAGCCAAGCAUUGCCCAACACCUGUAACUGCUAUGGCUUUGUCCUCCUGUCAGCAACCUCUCUCUUUCACACAUGUACAGAAGAAACAGAAAACUGAUCAUAUACCCUCAGUUCACCAAUAUAAUAAAGCAAUAAGUGCAGGCCAUCCUCGCUGCAGCAAACACAGCCGGCUCUGCAGCCUCAGAGUUGUGAGAAAGGAGGGAGAAAACAAGGGCAGGCAGUUUUAUACCUGUCCUCUACCGAGGGAAACUCAGUGUGACUAUUUUCAGUGGGCUGACUUGGAUUUUCCAUUUUGUAACCAUGGCAAGCGAUCUGUUAUGAAGACUGUCUUGAAGAUUGGUCCCAAUAAUGGAAAAAACUUCUUUGUAUGCCCUCUUGGGAAGGACAAACAGUGUGGCUUUUUUCAAUGGGCAGAAAAUGGGCCCGAUUUGCAACUUACUCCUUGAGGUCAGUGUUAAUAGUUAGCUGAUCCUCGGGAUGUCUUAAGUGCGUACAACUUGCCUAGUCAUUUUUCCAUUUGCUGCUUCAUUAGUUAAAGAGCUCCAACAGCAUAAAGAACUCAGGUCUGGAAAGAGUUAUUUUAUGUAGUCCUGUGAAAGUUAAACACUGCUUGUGUGCUGCAUACUGUUUUGCAAUAAUCAUCUAGCUUGCAGUAUAUUGUAACGUACUGUUGUAUUUCUAAUUAAAAAUUGAACUGUUUUCUUUUCUCAUGUACAUGUCAUUGAAGUUUGUCAGCACUGUGUACUUUCAAGCACAUGUGAUUUAUAGAAUCAAUAACUUUAAAUUAGUAUUUUAAAGUGGCAGAUUUUUCCAUAAGUGUAAACAUAAUAAAAUAAUAAAAGUUAAUAUAAAGAAAA
Messenger RNA from Neopsephotus bourkii (Bourke's parrot), 2149 nucleotides. RefSeq names its product nei like DNA glycosylase 3 (gene NEIL3). Bases 26 to 1738 code for a protein of 570 amino acids. Gene Ontology annotation, biological process: base-excision repair. Gene Ontology annotation, molecular function: damaged DNA binding; DNA-(apurinic or apyrimidinic site) endonuclease activity; DNA N-glycosylase activity. The transcript is spliced from 10 exons. Gene Ontology annotation, cellular component: nucleus. Lineage: Eukaryota; Metazoa; Chordata; Aves; Psittaciformes; Psittacidae. The record is from RefSeq and is a predicted model, not a curated record.